This is a messenger RNA of Lingula anatina, 4285 nucleotides long. RefSeq names its product FMRFamide receptor. The record is from RefSeq and is a predicted model, not a curated record. Gene Ontology annotation, molecular function: G protein-coupled receptor activity. Gene Ontology annotation, biological process: G protein-coupled receptor signaling pathway. Gene Ontology annotation, cellular component: membrane. NCBI's taxonomy places the organism in Eukaryota, Metazoa, Brachiopoda, Lingulata, Lingulida, Lingulidae.
UCGAUCUAGAUGGAUCGAUCUAAAUCUAUGGGAAUGCACUCUUAGACGGCUUUGGUUUUCAGGCAUUUGAGAAGGAAAUGUAGUAGCUCCGCAGGAUAUUUUGACAAGAAAACAUUGGAACGUGCACAGAAUAUCUUUUACUAAUUCUUCUCUUCUUUUUAUGUCACUGUGAGAGCAAUUUGGUUUUCAUUAAAGUUACCCAUAUCUGCAAUUUUCAUCAGUGAAAAAGUCUACAUUGUACGACCAAAUACCUCAAAAUCGCACGCAUGAGCCGGAGCAAUACUGAGUUAAAAUCAUGCACUGCCAUGUUUUGAUCAUUAUAUUUCCAUUUUUGUGAUGAGGGUAUUAAAAUCAAAAUAAAAUUUAUUGGGUAUAAUUACAGAGAGUAAACACGGUAUUAUUGUAUAGAAUUGAAUUUAUCGGAGAACUAAUGAGCUGUAUAUUGAUGUUGGUUAUAUUUGAAUCAGCUUUUUUUUAAAGACAACUUAUCAAUAGUAAAUGCAUGUAUAAUUGGUAUCAUAUAGGCCUACAUGUAGGCCUAUAUUAGCGGCUAGAUGCGCGUCGCACAAAAUGAAAAACAGGUACAUUAUACGAUUUUAUUUUGCAUUUUAAUACCUAUACAAAUAUUCAAUCAGUAGUCUGCUAGUUUUUAUUAAAGAAAAAAAUGUUGCUUGGUGGUCCGGAUUCAGAAUUGUUAUUUACGAUAUUUGAAGUGCAGCAUUACGGCACUUAUUAGAGUAAUACAAAUGUAAGAAGUUCACAUGACAAAUAGAAAUAUACCUUUUAAUAGACUGGAUAAAUUGUCUUAUUCUCAGUGCAAUAUAAAAGGGAAAUCUGAUCGGAGAAAGACCAACAACAUAGUAAAUUUGCCGCGGUAGUAUAGAAAUGUAGACUAUGUUUCAUUUAUGAUUAUGAAAUAAUUGUUUGUUCCUUAACCGUUAAAAUCAGUUUUCUUAUUGCAAGUAAUAUUGUUGUUUUAUUCAUAUAUUUUUUAGGUAUAAGUCGCCUGUGAAUUUACGUAAUUUCCAAUCAAAUAUUGACAACAAGGCUAAAAUGUCCAUUUUUCGCUGACUUAAAUAGCGCCCUCUAUCAACGUCACGGCUCAUUGGUUUUAUAGGACGACCACACUGAAAUAAACCGUCUAUCAUAACCCAGUAUCAAACCGAGUAGGCCUAUAGAUUGCCUAGGAAAUAAAAGUCACUUUAUGAGCCUCUUUUCAGUAUCAGCGUCUAGUCUAGAUCGACUUCACCAGCAGUAGUCUGCAACUAUACACGCAGGUCAAGGUCAUGAAAUCUUGAUUUCUGACCACUACACACCCCAUCCUUACCGCAGCAAUGGCCAAGUAUGGAUUGGCAAAUAUGAUAUAGCGUGAUUACGAACGUGAUAGACCUUACAAAUCACGAUGUCCUCGAAAUGUUGAAAACCUUCAAAAAAAUUUGGGGAGGAGAUAUCCUUUCUUUUUCAUGAGGGAGGGGGGGGGGGCAAGAUUAAUCACAGGAAAAGAAAAGCAGAUAAAUCGAUUUUUCAGAUGUGUCAAAGUAUAUUUGAUUCUUACAAAUAUCCGUUCCAAAUGCUACCAAGCCAUCAUUUGAACAUAUUUUCACUUAUUCAUAUAAGCGCAGUAUAAUAGUUAACGGUAAAUGUGACAUUUUUAAUUUCCUCUCUCCAGUUUCAAAUUCAUUCACCUAAUAAAACGGAUCAAACUUGCAUUUCGGAAUUUGUUGGCUACAGGUAAAAAAACGCUUUCUAUUACAGAACUGGCACGUUCCUGUAACACAACCUCGCCAUUCUCGGAGGGAAAAUAGCCGCGGAAAUAAGUUGGGUUAUCGCGGAAAUUACUUCAAUUAUCGCGGAAAUAACUUCGAUAAGAGUAAAUUUCGACAGACAUAUGCAAGGUUAUCUGUAUAAACGGUCCUAUGUAAAAUUUCACUAAUUAGGUUGAAAACCUUAAGUAGAAGAGAAAACAUGCAGGUUGACGUUUAGAAAAAUUAGGAGUUUAGGUGUUACAAGCAUACCUUUGCACUUGAAAACACAGUGCAAUAAGUUAAUGUGUUAUAGCAGACAGUAUUUCAGAUACUACCGGUCAAUAGGCCUUGGCAAAUGGUGAUCGAAAACAUUGCUGAAGUUUUUCCUGCAAUAACAUUAACUGCCGCUUUUACCAGGACGUUCACAUUAAUCAUUUUGGCAGACUAAUAAUAAUUUACACCAAACAACUUUAUCCCAUCAGACAAAUUAUUAUUGUGAGAUGAAAGGACAUACAGAUAACUACUGCUAUAAUUUUAGGGCAUUAGAUGUCCUGUUUAGGUUUUUUUAUGGCGCCUUCCUAAUAAGUUUAUUAAGUAGGGUUGUCGUAUCAUCAGCACGCAAAAUAAAGUUGUUUUUAUCUGACACGAGCGCUUGUAUAUGAGAACCAGUUGUUACACUACUAGGGUUUAAAAUUACACACGUCUUCAUCGCAGACGUUAUUUCAUCUGAGGGUUGAUUGCAGUUUUGACAAGAAUCUUGGUCUUGCGCCGCACCUGCCUUUGGUAAUUGGUAAAAGAUUUCUCGCUGGCGAUCAGAAAUUUCAGAAACGUCUACACUUUUGAAAGCGAGAAAGGUGAAUAUCAAGAGUUACCGGAUAUCUUUUUGUAAAGAUGUGAGAGAUAGGCGGGGGAGCUCGCAUCAAACUAGAUAUUUUAUAUGAAGCUCCAAAUUUCACACCCGAAGCUGCAUGUCUAGUUAUUCCGGUUCGGUUAAAUAGGCUAUCCUAUCUGUUACUAGCAGGCGGUGGAAACAUUUCCGUUCUUCAUAUUUAACACCACGCCGUUGCUACACCAGGUUGUAGAAAAGUGCAACUUGCAUGAACCAGAGGUUUCGAGUUAUCUUUACGUACACCAAGACCCAAAAUGAACAACUCGUCGCUUUUUCUGUGUAGGAACGCAACAGUCAUAUCAGAGAGGAAACUAGCCACCAUGUUUUAUAUUCACGCCGUUCUUGCAUUCGGGUUUAUCAUUUUUGGACUGUGUGGGAAUCUACUGGCUUUCAUCGUCUUGUGGCGCGAAAAACAGAAAACAACCACGUCGCUGACACUGCGCGCUCUGGCAGUAUCAGACUCUAUCUAUCUGGUGUGUAGUCUGAUAUUUCUGAGUCUGCCGUCAAUGGAAAAAUACAAUGGUCAAGUUGGGGAUAGUUUUUUAACUGACACAUACCCACAACUGAUGCCCUUUGUCAAACCUAUGCUUUACAUCUCCCAACAAAUUAGCAGCUGGUUGGUCGUGCUAGUGACUCUGGACCGCUUUAUAGUGGUUUGCUAUCCUCUUAAAUCUUUCACCUAUUGCACGCUCAACAGGGCAAAGAAGCAUAUUGCGGCAGUGUACAUUGUCUCCGUUUUUUACAAUAUUCCCCGGUUUUUUGAACUGGACAUCAAGCAGUGCUACAACAUUAAACUUGACAAAUUUGUGCACGAAGUGCACAAUUAUCCAUGGUCAUAUUCAACAGCGUACUGGAUAAUUUAUCAGAUUGUUCUUUACUUUCUCACAAUGUACAUCGUCCCGAUGGUAAUUCUGGGCUUUGUGAACACAAAAUUGAUCAUCAGCCUCCGUGCCGCGAAUCGCCAGCGCGCCCAAAUCACGGGGAAGGAGCACGACGACAAUAUAAGUAUCAUGCUUGUGGUUGUUGUGUUCGUCUUCAUCGCCUGUCAGACGCCGGAUUUUCUUCUGCAGAUAUUUUACUUCAUGACUGUGGUUCUCAGCGAUGCGGCAUUUGUCUACGAAUUUAAUUUCUUUGUGUAUUAUUUGAUAACCGCCUUUCUAUUAGUUUUUAAUUGUUCCAUCAACUUCAUUAUCUACUGUAUCUGUGGAAAGAAGUUCAGAAAAAUGAUGUUUGAGACUAUUCAGUGUCAAAGACAGGGGCAUGGUAACAAAAGCGAGUCUAGCCACUCUCACAUGCGCGACUCUAAAUGCUAAUCUUUACUGGAAGAUAAUCCCCAAAUGAUUGGGGCAGAAUACGGUUUGCUGAAUUUAAAGAGUUGAGAAACGCCUGUAUAAGACCAAAUAGGCACAAUACCUUGCAUUACCUUGUCUCUUGCUUACGAUGUAGGGACGAAGCACGUGCUACCCCUUUUUGGUACUGAUGGCCAAAAAUCAGGGUUCUGGCUCAUCGCAUAAUAAGGAUAUUGAGGGAGCCUAGAUUACAUUUGAAAUGCGAUGCACGUACGGUGCACGUAUACUGCCCGUAAUACCCUUUUCCAUCUGUUUCGUACGGCGUCUGAGCGGAGGUAGACGGUGGCCGUGCGAAAUCGCAC